CCUUCCUUCUCGCCGUCAUGCAAGGUGUUGGACAGUGUAUAUAUUAUAUGCCCCAUAUUCGUCGGACGAUCAAUCGCAAAGAAAAUGCUCUUCUUGACGCAGCUUCCCUGGAAUGCAUCACUUCCUCCACAGAUAUAGCUACAACGUCGUGAACAUUGACCACCCGCGGCCCAUGACGGACGAGCAGCCGAGCUGGCUCUUCGCCGAGACCUUCAAGUACCUCUUCCUCCUCUUCACCGAUGAGGACCGUUUGCCACUCGAUCAGUGGGUGUUCAACACGGAGGCGCACCCGUUGCCCGUGUUCGAGUGGCGGGGGUGGGAGCGGGAGGCGUAUGGGAUUUAGGUUGGCCAAUCGCUGACCUCGAUGAGGUGUGGACGCGCCGGGGGCGCUGAGCGAGCCGGAUCAGGAUGGGGCGAGUCGGGAGAGACGCAUGCACUGAAGAAAGCUUGAGGGAGGGAGAAAUGGAGAAGCAAUAACCACAUCGCACCACGACAGUGAGUGCCGACCAGCAUAUCAGAUUACUUACUGCUCUUUAAUGGGACUUUGGACUCGGAAUCUCCGCGGAUACGUUCUUUCGCUCGUGGCAAUAACUUAUUCAUCGUUC
Molecule: messenger RNA, 605 nt
Organism: Schizophyllum commune H4-8
Lineage: Eukaryota; Fungi; Basidiomycota; Agaricomycetes; Agaricales; Schizophyllaceae
Exons: 2
Coding region: 113-343 (76 amino acids)
Biological process (GO): N-glycan processing; carbohydrate metabolic process
Cellular component (GO): endoplasmic reticulum; membrane
Molecular function (GO): calcium ion binding; mannosyl-oligosaccharide 1,2-alpha-mannosidase activity
Source: RefSeq, a predicted model, not a curated record